Psylliodes chrysocephalus is the source of this 2797-nucleotide messenger RNA. The record is from the annotation of a GenBank genome assembly. Lineage: Eukaryota; Metazoa; Arthropoda; Insecta; Coleoptera; Chrysomelidae.
CACUAAUGUCAGUUGUUUUUCAAACUCAAAAUUCAAACCAUUUCAACUUUUUUAAAUUCAAACGAUAAUGGAGAAUAUAGAAGAGGAAAUUCUAAGAUUACACCAUACUUUAUUAAAGGAUGUAAAUAUUCCAUACAAACAAGCCGAUUGCCAUAGAAAAAGUAUUGCUCACUUUGUAAAAGCAUCUUUCAAAAACUUGAACAAUGAAAAUACAUCAGCUCUAUUAGAUAACAAACUUCAAACAUAUUCCAACAUUGCACACAAUACUCAAGAAAGUAUUUAUGAAGAUAAAUUAAAAUCACUUCUUUCUCAGACGAAAAACGUUACUGGAAAUAAUUUUAAAUCAAAUUUAAAUACUAUAAACGCGAAACAAUAUAUAAAACCAUUACCUUGCACUAGUAGUAAAACUUUUUGCAUGCAGUCUGAAAAUAUUGGUGAAGAAGAAUUUGAUGAAUUACAGGAUAUUUUUAAAGAUUUAAAAAGGUCAACUGCAACUAAAGCGCCCAAAAUACACUCUACAAAAAUUAAUUCCAAGCAACCAGAAAGUAGUUUGUCAAAUUCUAACACAACUUCCAUGAAAAGAACUCAAAAAGAAAAUUCUGGUGCAGGUAUGUUUAAUAAUUGUUUUAAAACUGCCAGAGAAGAAUUGGAGGUUCAAAGUUUAAAGAAUAAAUAUGGAAAUGUACAACAAAGCUCUGGGGAUUCUGCUGUUCUCCAGAAAAGGGGACCAAGUAAACUUGGAACUAGAAGGAAUGUAGGUGGAAAGUUUAUUCCACCAAUAAAAUCAUAUAGUGGAAGCAAUGAAGAUAUUAAAAGUGAUGAUAAAGUUGACGAACGGUUGAAAAACAUAGAACCAAAAAUGGUAGAACUUAUUAAAUCAGAAAUAAUGGAUUGCAGUACCAGUUUGCAUUGGAAUGAUAUAGUUGGGUUGGCAUUCGCAAAAACGGCCAUUCAGGAAGCCGUCGUUUGGCCCAUGCUUAGACCAGAUAUCUUUACAGGUUUAAGAAAACCUCCUAAAGGGAUACUCCUGUUUGGACCACCAGGGACUGGGAAGACUUUAAUUGGAAAAUGCGUAGCUUCCCAAAGCAAGUCAACAUUUUUUAGCAUUAGUGCUUCAUCUCUAACUUCAAAAUGGAUAGGGGAUGGUGAAAAGAUGGUUAGAGCCUUGUUUGCAGUAGCUCGAGUUCAUCAACCUGCUGUGAUAUUUAUUGAUGAAGUAGAUUCCCUAUUGUCCCAAAGAUCAGAUACAGAACAUGAAAGUUCCCGCAGAAUUAAAACAGAGUUUCUUGUCCAAUUAGAUGGAGCCACCACUGAUUCUGAAGAAAGGUUACUAGUCAUUGGCGCAACUAACAGACCACAGGAAUUGGAUGAAGCGGCUCGAAGACGAUUCGUUAAGAGGCUCUAUAUACCCUUGCCGGAAUACGAGGCUAGACUUCAACUAGUUCAAAAACUCAUUUGCAAUGAAAAUCACCAACUCGUAGAUGAAGACUUCGAAAAAAUAGCUUCUUCGUCGGCCGGUUUUUCUGGGGCCGAUAUAAAAACUUUGUGUUCGGAAGCGUCUCUGGGUCCGAUACGGUCUAUCGAUUUUAAUCUCAUAGAACACAUUCAAGCCAGCGACGUUAGGCCACUACUAAUGGAAGAUUUUGAAAAAGCCUUAACUAGAGUGAAGUCUAGUGUUGCCCCAAAGGAUUUAGAGCAGUAUAUAUCUUGGGAUGAAAUUUAUGGCUCAGGAUUUUAAUAUUUAGAUUUUAGUAUUUGUACUAUUUUGUAUCCGUUUUAGUUCAAGCGUUUAUUUAUUGAUACUUCUGUUGAAAAUUUGAUUAAGAAAAAUAAUGUAUAAGAGUUCAAGGCUGAGGUAGAUUAAAAACGGUUUUUAUAAAAACAUUUUCAACUAAGAGAAAUUUUUGUUAUUUCUGGUUUAACCCACCGGAAACUCACAAAUGGAGAACACUAUUAACAAUACCAUUUAUAUUUUAUUUAUGUUAAAAAUAAUACAUCAUAAUUACAUAAUAUACAGAAAAAUGUAUAAAAUAUUCUUAAAAUUGGAUAAUCUACAAUUAAUCCCAGUCUUCCUCUUCCCACCCUGUAUGGUUCUCAUCAUCAGUUGCAUUUACAGCAAGUUUAUUACAAAGUUCUGUUUCUAAAGAAACCUCGUUCUUGCUAUCAUCUAUAAUAAAUUUGUUCGACUUUUGUAUUACUGGCUCCAUAUCUUGGAAAAAAUUGAAGUCGCCCUCUUCCUCGGCUGCCAUUUGAUUUUUUAUAUCUAAUUCCAGAAUAUCUGGAAUUUUUAAUUUGGAUUUAUUGGUAACAUUUACUUCGGAAUCUAGAAUAACACUUGGUUCAGUAUCUAGAAUGGACAUUUCUUCAUUCAAAAUUGUUUCAUGAACAGUAUUAUUAUUCUGAAGAGAUUCGUUUAUAUCCCAAUCUUCCCAAUUAUCCACAUCUUCAUCUACGGACGGUUCUACUUCUUCAGUAGACGUUUCACCUUCUUCGCCAUCGGGUCUCGGUCGUUCUGGUAAAUCGUUUAUAUUAUUCAGUUCUGUUGCUAAACUAUUUAUACUUAUUUGGUCGGUUUCUUGUACGGCUCGAGAAGAUGCGAUAGACGUUCUUAUGCUUCUGGUGGACCUCCGGACUGUGUUCGUUGGUCGGCCGUCGUUAAAAAGUUUUGCCCUUUUACCGCCUACCACUAUUGUCGAACCCAAAAUUGGCACUAAGUUCGCUAAGGUUUUUAGAGUCAUUGAUACUAGAUGGUCGUUAGUGUCUUUGAUUCCCACUAAAAGCUAAAAAUAAACGCGAG